UGUGUGUGUGUGUGUGUGUGUGUGUCGGUAUUUCCCUGACGUGCCCUCAACACACAGCUCUAGGAUCAGUUGCCUGACACAAGCGCUAACACACCGCUGACUGUUUUCCUUCCUCAACUUUCACUUCUCCGCCUUUCUGUCUACAAGAAUCAUGUCUGCUCCACCAGCAGAAGGUCCCGGCGCCUCGGGCGUGGCAGGUGGCAACCGGAGACUGCAGCAGACCCAGGCUCAGGUGGACGAGGUGGUGGACAUCAUGCGGGUGAACGUGGACAAAGUCCUGGAGAGAGACCAGAAGCUGUCUGAGUUGGACGAUCGGGCGGACGCUCUUCAAGCCGGAGCCUCGCAGUUUGAGACCAACGCCGCCAAACUGAAGAGGAAGUACUGGUGGAAGAACUGCAAGAUGUGGGCCAUUUUGAUCGCUGUGCUCAUAAUCAUCAUCGUCAUCAUCAUCAUUUGGAGUAAAUCCUAAAACAGCAGCAGCAUUGCGGAACGGCGUGAGGGUCGUGACCGGAGAGUGGACACGGAUACGUACGUACACACAAGUGUCGGCUGAUACCAUGAAGACGGAGAGAGCACGUUCUUCCUGACGUAAAGCUGUUCUAGCCUGCUGAGUGUCAAAUUUUGUAAAAAGAAAAAAUAUCCUUAACUCUUCUUGUUGUUGAUGUUGGUUUUUUUUAUGUUUUGGUUUUAAUAGUUCUGUCCUAUAUGUUCAAAGAUGUUGUUUUUUUCCGUGUGUUAACAUUUCACCUACACUCCUUUAUUUCAUAAUUUCACUAUCUGUACUCAUUUCACUGAGCUUCUGCAUUCGGAGGUGAAGGAGCCGUGUGAGAGCCUUCAAGGUGCAGUUUGUCACUUUUAUUUUAUUUUUUUUUUGUGAGAAGGAGGCGGAGCUGAGAAUCAGGGAAUGUUUUGGACAAGCCUCAAAAAUGGAAAAGCCCAGUUCACAAACAUCCCACUGAUCGAUGAUGGUUAUAAAUAUUAAUAAAUUAUUACAAUUGAAAAAUGACAAACUGCACCUUCUCAACUCAACAAAGUCGCACCAUCAUACCGUAUCUACCUGUAGGUGUUCCAUGUUGAACUAUCCUGACCAAAAAGAUGAACUUUUUUUGCUUACCGAUCAACUGAGCUCCAUGUCUCUGAGGAAAUGGUUAAACUGGUGUAUUCAUUUAGUCAGUCAGUGCCUUAACACUUUAGUGCCAUAAUGAUUUUGGACGCCUCCUGAGGCUCAAAGGCCUUCGAACAAAUACACCUGAGUGCCAUUAAUCAACACAGCCGGCCUCUCUCCCUUUUUUUCCUCCCUCCCUCUCUUUUUCUAUCUCUCGCCCUCUUCCCCCCCCCCCCCCAACUCACUCUCACACUCGCACACACCUCUCUCUCUUCCUCCUUCUGUCCCCCCAUACACCUCUCUCUCUCUGCCCCCCCUUCUCUCUCUUCCUCCCUCUCUCUCUCCCCCUAUCUCUUUCUUUCUCCCCCCCACUCACAUACAUCUCUCUCUACCCCUUUCUCCCUCUCUCUCUCCCUCUCUUUCUUUCUCUCUCUCUCUCUAUAUAUUUAUAUAAACUGCAUGUAUGUAAUAAGCCAUAUGAUUUGAUGAACUAAUUAACAUUAGUGUCUAUGUACUUGACUUGCACAGUUCUUCCACACGGUUGAGCUACAGCGAUUUUUUUUGAUCUCACCAAAAUGACAACGCCUCUAAAUAAAAUUCUUGCUACACUUUUCCCUUUUUUUCUUCCUUUCUAACACCACCAGCAAGAGCAACAGGCUCUGGGCGUUCAUGCCAUGUCUGAUGGCACCAAAACGGGCGUGAAUGUGUGAUUUAUAUUUACAGUACUGUGCAAAAGACUGUGUGAGGAAAUGUGUGUAACAAGAUUUAUGCAUUUGGUGGAAAAAAAAAUAGCUGGAAGUAUUCUCUUCUCUAGACAGUGUGUUAAAAUUCCACCAACAGCACAUCCAACACAGCGCAGAUAUUGAUUAGUCAGAUCAGGUGUCCUAGCAGGGGCAAUUUAGCAUAUACCAGGGGUAAUUAGUGAUCCUGGAGUGCUUCAUCAGUGAGGUGGAUUCUCUGAAGCACGGAUGUUUUGGGGAAAUCCUGAGCCCAAGCUAACACGAUUUGGACAUACUCUCGUAGCUGAAGCAUCAGGACAUGGAAAACUUCUCGUCCUGAAGCUCAGAAAAAAUAUAGAACACUACUUCGAAUAACACACACUCAAGAAAUAAAUUCUACUAUUAUUCAAUUAGAGUUUCUACAUACAUUUUACUCUAAGCCCUUUGCACACUACUGCUGUAUGAAUGUAAACCAUAAUAUUGCAAAGAAACCGAUAAAACGGCCUCAGACCCGUCGUGCUUUUGGAAUUUUGUGAUUGCUAAUAAAUUAAUAAAUAUGGAUUAAAUCA
Hemibagrus wyckioides is the source of this 2393-nucleotide messenger RNA. RefSeq names its product vesicle-associated membrane protein 3 (cellubrevin) (gene vamp3). Gene Ontology annotation, biological process: vesicle-mediated transport; vesicle fusion; SNARE complex assembly. Gene Ontology annotation, cellular component: plasma membrane; SNARE complex. Lineage: Eukaryota; Metazoa; Chordata; Actinopteri; Siluriformes; Bagridae. The transcript has 5 exons. Gene Ontology annotation, molecular function: syntaxin-1 binding; SNAP receptor activity. The record is from RefSeq and is a predicted model, not a curated record. The coding region runs from base 152 to 469 and encodes 105 amino acids.